AUAAAAUUUGAUUUUUCCAGUUUUGAUGACUUUUUCAGCUUUCUAAAAAUGAUAUGAUACUACUUUAGGAUUACAAUUCCAAGGUAAAUUUGCAUACUGAAUUCGAUGCUCAUGUCGAAAGUACUCAGCUAGUCACUGUAAAUUCUAAAAAAAUUUCUAGUUUUCCAGUUUUAAUAAACUUCAAUAUUAAUUUGAUUACAAGAGCAAUAGUAUAAAAUUUUUUUGGUAAUGAGUCUGAAGACGAUGAGCCAUUCUUUAUUGAAGAUCAGCCAGAAUUCAUAUCAUUAGAUGAGGAUUACAGAGAAGGUAUGACGAUAGAACAAUCUGGCGUUGAUUUACAUAGCUAUCGAAGUAAUGAAGAUGAUAGUAAAAUGGUUGUAGAUCCACCACGUUUACAUCAUUAUACAAAUGUUCGUAUCCACAACGCAGUAGACACAUUAUUAUGUUGGUUACGUGCUUCAAAAGUGUGUAAAUCCCAUGAUGUUGCAUUAAUUUAUGAUGCUAAUUAUUAUUUGUUAUUAACAUCAAUCCUUCAACGGAUAUCAAAUGAUAUUAACGAAUACAAACAAGUAAUUAGUAGUGGUAAUAGUAGUGGAUUAAGUGAUAUUCCAUUUGGUCAUACAUAUCAAGAAUUGUUAAAAAAAUUCUCCUCACAAAAUUUACUUAGUUUCAUUCUGCAUUUGGAUGGUAUAGGCUUAUGUAAAUCGACCAAAUUAAAAAUGUGGUUGUUAAGUACUUCUAUUAUUGAACUACCACCACGAUUACGUUAUCGUCGACAUAAUAUGACAAUUAUAUCAAUAUGGAUUGGACACAAAGAUCCAAAUGUUCGCAUGUGGUUGGGUAAUAGCUUCAGAAUGCUUUUAAAUUUGAAAAAGCAGCAAGUUUAUGUAAAUCCAUCAACGUCCUUUAAUAUAGAAUAUUAUGGUGUAAUUGGUGAUUGUCCAGCAUUAAAAUUAAUUUUGAAUUUUAUUGGACAUACUGGUUAUUACUGUUGUUUCUUUUGUUUUACACAAGGUUAUAAUAUCCCUGGACGUAACAAACGACAGUAUCCGUAUGAAAAACCAUUGAAUCUUCGUGAUUCAAAAACGUUUACAUCAAAUUCCAAAAAAGCUGAAUCCGAUAGCAAAAAUAUAUUUGGUCAUUUGGGGAAAAGUAUUUUGGCACUUAUACUUGAUGUUCCACUUCCAACAUCAAUUUUAAUCGAUUAUUAA
Didymodactylos carnosus is the source of this 1211-nucleotide messenger RNA. The record is from the annotation of a GenBank genome assembly. NCBI's taxonomy places the organism in Eukaryota, Metazoa, Rotifera, Eurotatoria, Philodinida, Philodinidae.